AGAAUCGGCAUAAAAUAACAGCAGGACCGAACUAACCUCUCACCUCCUGUCCGUGUCCUCGUCUGUCCGCCGCCUCACCAAAACGCGUCUCCCCCUGCCAUGCCCCGCAUUUCCUGGCUACUAUCCGCCCUGCUGUUAGUGCACUUUUUGGGCUGGAGCCGGGGCUACUUCCCCGAGGAGCGCUGGAGCCCCGAGUCCCCUCUCCUCGCCCCACGGGUGGUUGUCGCGCUCAUCUGCCGCAACUCAGCGCACUCUUUGCCGCUCUUCCUUGGAGCUUUGGAGCGCCUGCGCUACCCGAAGGACCGCAUUGCUCUGUGGGUGGCGACAGAUCACAACAUAGAUAAUACUACUUCCAUCCUUCGAGAGUGGCUCAUCAAGGUGCAAAAUGACUACCACUAUGUGGAGUGGAGACCUGAUGAUGGAUCCAGUGCCUUUGAGGAUGAAGUGGGGCCCAAACAUUGGAAUAAUCUUCGUUAUGAACAUGUAAUGAAGCUUCGUCAGGGGGCAUUGGACUCGGCCCGUGAAAUCUGGGCUGACUACCUCCUGGUGGCCGACUGUGACAACCUGCUCACCAACCCGGAUUUGUUGUGGAAACUGAUGAUAGAAAACAAAACCAUUGUUGCACCGAUGUUGGAGUCCAGAGCUGCAUACUCCAACUUCUGGUGUGGCAUGACUUCACAGGGCUACUAUAAGCGAACGCCAGCGUACAUACCAAUCAGGAAGCAGGAGCGUCUCGGGUGCUUUGCCGUGCCGAUGGUCCACUCGACGUAUUUGGUGGAUUUACGGAAGGAAGCCUCUCGACAACUGGCUUUUUACCCACCGCACCCGGAGUAUAGCUGGGCCCUCGAUGACGUCAUCGUCUUUGCCUACUCUGCUCGCAUGGCGGACGUUCAGAUGUUCGUGUGCAACAAAGAAACCUUUGGAUAUUUUCCUGUGCCCAUGCGUUCCCACGCGACCUUGCAGGAUGAAGCAGAAAGCUUUUUGCAUACUCAUCUUGAGAUCAUGGUGAAAAAUCCUCCACUGGAAUAUUCCAGCUUCCUGACUCUUCCUCCUAAGCAGCCGAGCAAGAUUGGCUUUGAUGAGGUAUUCAUGAUAAAUCUGGUGCGGAGAGCUGACCGGCGUGAACGCAUGCUGCGAACUUUACACGAGAUGGAGCUCAGCUGUAAAGUUAUUGCCGCUGUGGACGGCAAAGCUCUGAACAAAAGUGACAUAGAAUCUAUGGGGAUUAAUAUGCUGCCGGGAUACAAAGAUCCGUAUCAUGGUCGACCUCUCACCAAGGGGGAACUUGGUUGUUUCCUCUCUCAUUACAACAUCUGGAAGGAGAUAGUGGAUCGCGAUCUGCAAACCUCCUUGGUCAUUGAGGACGACCUGCGCUUCGAGGUGUUCUUUAAACGUCGUCUCCAGGCGUUGCUGCAGGAAGUGACGACACACAAGCUUGACUGGGAUCUCAUUUAUAUAGGACGGAAGCGAAUGCAGGUGGAUCAUCCGGAGAAAUCGGUACCAAACGUUCACAAUCUGGUGGAGGCCGACUACUCUUACUGGACUUUAGGAUACAUGCUGUCCUUGCAAGGCGCCAAAAAGCUCCUUAAAGCUGAGCCUCUGAAAAAGAUGCUUCCUGUUGAUGAGUUCCUUCCUGUCAUGUUCGACAAACACCCCGUGUUAGACUACAUGGAGCACUUUGAGGAUCGAAACCUCCGCGCGUUCUCGGCAGAGCCGCUUCUGGUGUAUCCCACCCACUACACAGGAGACUCAGGCUACAUCAGUGACACGGAGACCUCAGUAGUCUGGAACAAUGAAACGGCCAAGACCGACUGGGACCGAGCCAAGUCCAGGAAAACUCAGGAACAGGUGGAGCUAAGCAUUGAAGCAAAGAACUCUGAUGUACUUCAGUCUGAGCUGGAGAACUUUAGCGCACGAGAUGAAUUGUGAUGCCUUGGGAGAACACUCUGUUAAGAACACUGAGUAGUGAGCAGGUUGACAUACUGUAAAGCAGAGCAAAGCUGUGGUAGUGGGAGGAAUGAAAAAGAGGCUAGAAAAAUGGAUAGACACGGGUCGGGUGAGAGACGAGGUUAGAUAUCAAGUUGAAAUAACUCCUGAACAGUCACUUAUGAUCUGUGUCAUUCAUUCUUUUCAUGAUCAAUUUGCGAAAAAACAGAUGAAAAAGGGACUUAUAAUUCUUUAUCAAAUGAUGUGUUUUGUUUGUUGCAGAAUCCUAACGCUAACAAAAAAAGAUCUGUGAUUGUUUUUUGACUAUUUGGGGUCACAAACCCCAAUUGAGACAUAUACACACACAGAUCCUUGCAUUUCAUUUUAUAGUGGUCGGAAGAAGAAAAGUCUGGCCAGAAAAGGUGUUGGUAACUAUUUAUAAUAACUAUCCGUUGACUAGUUAAUAGAUCAUUAGUAAACUGUUGAUAAAUGAUUCAUUGUUGAUGUGUGAAGUAUUUGUUAACAGUUUGUUAAGCAUUUACAAGGUGUUCUCAACCUGAAACACAGUUUGUGUAGAAACGUUUAAAGUUUUUAUGUGUAACGUUUGGCAUUUCUGUCUUUUCAGGUUGAGAAAUGCCGUUCACUUCAAAAGAAAAGGCAUUUUGAUCAGGCAUUUUGCAGGCAGCGCUCAUGUUGCACAUUUAUGAAAAUCUGCCAUAGAACCAACAAAUAUUUGUACUUUUCCUUGUAUAUUUAACAAAUAAAACUUAUGACCUUCAACAUAAAGUGUAUAUAGUUUUAUUAAGAUCCAUCAACUAGCAUGGGCAUUUAGAAUGGGGUCAACCAUAUUGGAAAACCCUGUAAAUGCUUAACAAACUGUUAACAAAUACUUCACAAAUCAACAACAAAUCAUUUAUGAACAGUUUACUAAUGAUCUAUUAACUAGUAAAACGGAUAGUUAUUAUCAAGUGUUACCAAGGUGUUCUGGGUGGCACACAGUGAAAUGAAGACAGCCACUUGAACUACAAAAAAACAGAAUACCGCCACUAAAGAAACGAUGCAUGAAGCCGAUUACAAUAAAGCCUGCAAUACCUAAAUAUAAUAUGGCAAAAAAGUCAUUUAGUGGAUCGCAACUGUAGUCUUGACUGACCAAGCUAACUAGCUAAUGUAGCUUUACUGAGCUAUGAAGCUAAUGACCAAACCUAUGGAUCACAUAAAUGAAACCAACUUAAUAUAAAGAAAAUUAAAUUCAUCUUCUAAUUCUGAUCCCAACUUUAAAUUGAAAUAUGGAACAAUAACCCCCCCAACCACAUAUUAAAUAAGCCACUUUUUCAUUUUAUGGCGCUGUUUUUUGCCAAUGGAAAAGAGAAAUAACAAAUCACACAUGGAUUCCUUACAAGGUAGCAGCUUUUAUUUUAUUUAUUGCAUUCCUUUUCGGUCUCGACGUCACCAGACUGAGAUAAGAUUAAUUAUCUUUAAAAUAUACAAAUCUUAUUUGUUUUAAAGAUUACAUCAGCAGAGUUGAUCGUAAUUUAAUGUGAGUAAACUUAAUUAAGUAAAAGUUACCUGCAGUGUUUUGUCCCACUUGUUUUCCCCCAUCACCAUCAGUUGCCUCGUUUUCCUCUGCUGUGAUGAGUUCAAAGACCAAUGACUGUAAGAAACAUACCAAAACAAAUGCAUUGAUCCUUUGACACCUGGUGCUUGUUUUGACAGCUUAGUUGGGAGCCAUAAAUUCUUCUAUUUUUUGGCACCAACUAUUAGUCUUGUAUUUAUUAUCGAUUUAUAUCAUUACCUAACAAAGUUGUCACUAGUGAAUGUAAUGUAUG
Corythoichthys intestinalis (scribbled pipefish) is the source of this 3752-nucleotide messenger RNA. RefSeq names its product collagen beta(1-O)galactosyltransferase 1b (gene colgalt1b). Bases 100 to 1929 code for a protein of 609 amino acids. The transcript is spliced from 12 exons. Gene Ontology annotation, molecular function: procollagen galactosyltransferase activity. The record is from RefSeq and is a predicted model, not a curated record. NCBI's taxonomy places the organism in Eukaryota, Metazoa, Chordata, Actinopteri, Syngnathiformes, Syngnathidae.